AUGUCAGAAAAGCCAAUCUUCGUGGCUACGCACCCGCGAGCAUGCUCAACGGCCUUUGAGCGAGUCUUCAUGACUCAGCGUGAUACUAUCCAAUGUGUCCAUGAGCCAUUCGGCGAUGCAUUCUACUACGGCCCGGAGCGCCUCUCCGGCCGAUUCGCAGGCGAUGAACAUAUACAAGCACGCCUGGAUAGUGGAUUCGCCAACUCGACAUAUAGUACCGUGAUGGAAAGGCUCGAGCGAGAAACUACUCAGGGAAAGAGAGUCUUCAUCAAAGAUAUCGACCACUACCUGCUUCCACCGAAUAGCCAGCCCGCCAGCGUCGCCCCGUCUCUCCUGCGCGUCAAGCGAGGAGUUGGCACCAACGGCACCUCGCACAAGGCCAACGGUGUGAACGGUGUGAACGGUGCCAACGGCGCUGCUCACACCAACGGCCACACCGCCACGUCGAAUGGUCACACCAACGGGGUCAACGGAACCUCGAACGGUACCAACGGCACAGCGAACGGUGUGAACGGUCACGAGAUGAACGGCCACACCAACGGUGCAGCCAACGGUCACACAAAUGGAACUUCCAAGGAACCUUACCCGUACGACACCCCCACAGAGCCGGGUAACCCAACCGUGAUGCCUCGCGAGUUACAAGAACAGUUCCACUGGGCAUUCCUAAUCCGCGACCCGCACUUCAGCGUGCCGUCGUACCUGCGGUGCACGAUCCCACCUCUGGACGAGGUGACCGGGUUCCACAACUACGACCCACUGGAAGCCGGGUACGACGAGCUGCGUCGGCACUUUGAUUAUCUGCGGGAGACUGGAUUGGUCGGGCCCCGGGUUGCAACGCGCCCGGAGCUGAACGCCUCUUCUGAUGCUGAGGCGACGACCGGCGUCGAGGUGUGUGUCAUUGAUGCGGACGACAUGCUCGAUGAGCCGGCGAAGACCAUCGAGGCUUUCUGUAACAGUACUGGUUUGCCGUACCGACCGGAGAUGCUGACGUGGGAUACGGAGGAGGAACAUACUGUUGCUCGAAAUGCAUUUGAGAAGUGGCGUGGAUUCCAUAAUGAUGCUAUCGAGUCGAAGGCUCUGGUGCAGAGAACUCAUAAACGUGCUGUCAAGACUGAGGAGCAGUUUGACGCCGAGUGGCAGAAGAAGUACGGUGAGAAGCAGGCUGCUCUCAUCCGCCGGACAGUUGAUGCCAACAUGGCCGACUACUUGUACCUCAAGUCAUUCGCCGUGAAGGUUUAG
Molecule: messenger RNA, 1239 nt
Organism: Penicillium verrucosum
Lineage: Eukaryota; Fungi; Ascomycota; Eurotiomycetes; Eurotiales; Aspergillaceae
Exons: 4
Coding region: 1-1239 (412 amino acids)
Source: RefSeq, a predicted model, not a curated record